CUUCUGCUGUGCCUAUUUUGGAUUGUUGCAUUAAUAAUAUAAUAAAACAUGUCCUCAUUCUGUUAAAAUGUAACGGGCAGGAAGAAUAUCUGGAGAUAGUUUCCAGCGCAGUUUCCUGGAGUGGACCUACUGCAGACAUGAGAAGGAAAAGCUGUCGGCUGUUGACCAUUUCUCUUGUCCAGCCUGCAUGGAAGACAUUGCAGCAAUUUCUGUUGAUGGAAACCGCAAGAUGUACCGCUUCAAUCGGACUAAAGGGACUGAUGAAUCUGGUUACUUUGAUGGUGCUUUUUUUUCAAAAGACAAGGAGGUUGCAGAAUUUGUGGAGGGUAUCCGGAAUCGAAUCAGACCUGAAUCUGGUCGAGGUGUGUGUGGUAAAUCCCAAUGGAAAGCUGCAAGGGAGACUGCCAAAAAGUCUGGUUCAAAGGUGGAUGAAGAGGGAGUGGAGGUGGCCGUCUGUCGUCAUGGAAUUUUGUUCAAGGCUUUGAACAUGUUCAGAGGAGAGAUAUACGCUUAUCCUCUCUUCCUACAAAAGGAGGUUUCUUUGGGCCAUAACAUUCAAUUUUUCUGCACUGAUAUCAUGUGCAAGUACUAUCCUUACCUGCAGAAGGUAUGUGAGGCUUUCCCAGAUCUGGUGCCACUCCUGCAGAUGAAGCCAUUCUUGUCUGUGAUGCAUGCAAAAGGCCACUCAGGAAAAUGUGAGGUGCAAUGGGGUGGGCGCAAUCAGGAAGGAGCUGGUAUGACUGUUGGGGAGGAGGUCGAGCAGGUGAAUUCUUUUUUGUCACGAGUUGGACUAACGACAAAGUACAUGACCAAAUCUGCACGCACAGAUAUGAUUACAUUGCAAGCUCGAGGAUAGAACAUGAGAAAGAAGAGCAAUCUACACGAGUACCUUUCUCAAAGAUAUGUCAAGAUAAUGAAAAGGACAAGAGAAAUGGAGCAGGAGGUAGAGGCCUUGAAAGUGGAACUGGGGAAGACUGAAGUGGAACUCCAGCAGUGGGUUACUGAUGUGAAGGAUUGGGCCGCAGCAACUCCAAAUGACAUCAGUCCUGAUGAUGCUCCUGGGUUACAGCGUGUCAUGGAAGGUUUGGCCCUAAGUAUCCAGCAGAAGAAAGUGGAUAAAUAUCGGCAGACUGACAGCAAUAAGGCCAGGCAACGCAUUCAAACAAAGAUUGCAAAGGACAAAACUAAAUUAAGCCAAGCCAUGGACUUCUACAACAGGCUUGUCUCUGCUGAAGAUGCUGUUGGUCCAGUUGAUGUCAUCCUGGCUGCAGAGUGUCCUUUAUGGCCAUGGGACAAAGACUCAGACGUGCCUUUAAAAGAAAAGAAGGCGGUCUUCGACAAAGUCAUGCUCCUCCGUCGCCUGAAAGAGGAAGAUGGGAUUCUGCUGAAAGAGAUGCAACAGCAUUGGCAGUUUCUUUGCAGAACUUCUCGAAGACUGCAAGAAUUUAAAGGAAUGGGCUACCAGUCAGGACUUUCCAUGGAGGCUUAUGAGGGACUGCGCUGCAUUUUGCAAGGCCAAUUGGAGACGUUGAAGCGACAAAUGAGGGAGGUGAAGUCAGCCUACAUGCACGUAGUUGACUCUAGUGUCCUGCAGCUGGAGGAGGAAGAGUCUGAGGAAGACUUGCAGGAGGAGUCUGAUGGUGACGAUAGCGAUGAAGACGAAGACUUCUAA
This is a messenger RNA of Gadus chalcogrammus (walleye pollock), 1672 nucleotides long. RefSeq lists its product as uncharacterized. The coding region runs from base 860 to 1672 and encodes 270 amino acids. The transcript is spliced from 11 exons. The record is from RefSeq and is a predicted model, not a curated record. NCBI's taxonomy places the organism in Eukaryota, Metazoa, Chordata, Actinopteri, Gadiformes, Gadidae.